AUGUCCAGCACAGACACCAACAUCAUGGUUCAUACCUGUAAGCAGGAGUUGUGCGUUCGACCGCAGCACAUUCGCUUCCGAGCCAGUUCCGUGGCCCUCGUCAUUGUGCUGAAGGCACUCGCCCAAUCCGGUUACACGGUUAUCCCCCCGCCGGCCAGCAUUGGACCCUGUGGUAAUGCCGUUCAAGAGUUUACACACGUCUACUCCGUGCCAUUCUAA
This is a messenger RNA of Dibothriocephalus latus, 219 nucleotides long. Lineage: Eukaryota; Metazoa; Platyhelminthes; Cestoda; Diphyllobothriidea; Diphyllobothriidae. The record is from the annotation of a GenBank genome assembly.